CUGUAAAUUCAUAGUACCUUUUUAUCUACAAAAAAUUUGUUAAUUAAUGAUAAAUUAUUCCCUUGCAGGAAAAGGUUGCAGAGGUCAUUAAAUUGUUCAUUUUGGAAAGAAUUGUAUUAUUGGUACUGUUUCUUCUUCUAUGUUUCUCUUCAAUUUUCUACUCUUCUUAGCUAUGGUGAAGUCAAAGAGCUUAAUAUAGAACCUUACUUCACAUAUAUUUUCUCUCUCAUGAGAAAAAGAUUGAAUUGAUGAUGAUAGAAAAUUCAAGUGAAAGUUAUGAAGCAAAGCAAGAGGGUGGUGAUGGAAUAAUGAAAAGUGAGAAAUUAGCAGGAGCAGGUAGUACCUCAAGACAAUGGACAUCAUUAAGAAAUCCAAGAAUAGUGAGAGUGUCACGUUCUUUAGGAGGAAAAGACAGACAUAGCAAAGUUUGUACAAUUAGAGGACUGAGAGACCGUAGGAUUAGGUUGUCUGUACCAACAGCUAUUCAAUUAUAUGAUCUUCAAGACAGACUUGGUUUAAGCCAACCUAGUAAAGUUGUUGAUUGGUUAAUUGAAGCUACUCAAUCUGAUAUUGAUAAGUUACCACCACUUGAUAUUCCUCAAUGUUUUACUUCUCACUUUCAUCAUCAUCAAUUACCACCACCAGGUACCUCUUUUUCUCUUGGAGGAUUUUAUGAUCAAAAUAAUGGGAUGGCAAAGACAAGGUAUAAUAAUUGGGAUAUAGAUUCAUCAGUUGGAAGAUUAAAAGGUAAGGAAGCUGAAAAUGUGUGUAUGGAUUCAGAAAAGAGUAAGUUAUGGAUGAAAAGUACAAAUGAACAAUUUGGGAGUAAUUAUUUUUCUAAUUCUUCACCAUCAGUACAUGGUUUAUCAAGCUACCAUAAUUUGGAUCCAUCAAGUACUUUAUCUUUAUCCCAAUUUGGAAACAGUGGUAAUAAUAUAUUUCCUUAUUACCAUCAACAGGUUGAAUCUCAUCAUAAUAGUGGCACUGUUAUGCAGUUUUCAUCUUCAUCUUUCACUAAUGGUAAUUCACAGUUACUUUUUUGUCCAUCAUCAGUAUCACUUUUUAGUAACAACAACAACUCUCUGGAAACUACUGAUAAUCAUGCAGCAAGACAACAUCUUCAUCAUCAGAUAUUGAACUCAUCGUCGUCGUCAUUGUCGUCAUCUUCUUCUUCUUCACAUGCACUCAUGAUGCCUCUCAUUCCAACUCUUCAUCUUCCAAUCAAUUCGCCUUUUAGACGCCUUCCGUUACCGUUUAGUUCCAAGCUUCUUGAUUCAGAUCAUGAUAAUAAUAACACCAGAAAUGGUUAGUAGUUAGUUUGUUGAAGUUACAUUAAUUCUAUGCCUUAUAUCAUGCAUAUGCAUAUAUAGGAUGUGAAACAAUAAUGCUUCUAAUUUAUAUUUUUCACACUAGCUAGUCAUGAUGGUCAAUGAAUAUAUACCUACAUAUGUAAGUUUGGCAAUGCUUCAUUUACAUAUAACAGAAUACUUCUUUUUCUGUCUCUAA
Messenger RNA from Cicer arietinum (chickpea), 1506 nucleotides. RefSeq lists its product as uncharacterized. NCBI's taxonomy places the organism in Eukaryota, Viridiplantae, Streptophyta, Magnoliopsida, Fabales, Fabaceae. The record is from RefSeq and is a predicted model, not a curated record. Gene Ontology annotation, cellular component: nucleus. Gene Ontology annotation, molecular function: DNA-binding transcription factor activity; sequence-specific DNA binding.